Messenger RNA from Parasteatoda tepidariorum (common house spider), 1527 nucleotides. The record is from RefSeq and is a predicted model, not a curated record. NCBI's taxonomy places the organism in Eukaryota, Metazoa, Arthropoda, Arachnida, Araneae, Theridiidae.
AACAUUAAGUACUAAAUUAUGUUAUGAUUUUUAUAUUUAGUAUAGAAAAUCAUUGAUGCACAUUUAAAUUAAAAACCCUUUAAUAUUCAAACUGGAUUACGGAAUAGCAAGGAUGACGGAGUUCGGGGAUGUCGCUUUUUUAAUAUAUAAUAUAUCCUUAAAUUGCACUCAUUUAUUCCCCUUUUUAUUACCUAAUGAAACAAACUGCACUUUUCCAGAUCCCCCAGAAGACAGAUUUAUGUUCUUCUCUCCCCCUGAAUGGUUGGUGCAGUUUGCGAGGAUAUCGUAUGGAUUAGUGGGUUUAUUAGGUUUGUGCGGUAAUAGUUUGGUAAUCUAUGUGGUGCUGCGGUUUUCCAAAAUGCAAACCGUUACAAACAUGUACAUUUUGAAUCUGGCAUUUGCGGACGAAAUGUAUUUAAUUGGUUUACCAUUUCUUCUUACUACAAUGAUUUACCACUCAUGGCCAUUUGGUAGAGCCAUGUGCAAAAUAUAUAUGACUACAACAAGCAUUAACCAAUUUACAAGCAGCUUGUUGCUGACGGUAAUGAGUGCUGAUCGUUAUAUGGCAGUGUGCCAUCCAAUUCAAUCACCUAGGUAUCGCACACCAUUUAUUGCUAAGUUCAUAUGCCUAACAGCAUGGACAAUAUCCGCACUCCUUAUGGUCCCAAUAUAUAUGUACGCAAGCAUUCUCAAUGCAGGAGAUUACAUAAAUUGUAACAUAUACUGGCCAGAAAGCUCGUACAUGAACGGAGAAAAGGCUUUCACAUUGUAUGCGUUUACCUUAGGUUUCGCUGCUCCACUGCUAUUUAUUAUUGUAUUUUAUUUUUUGGUGAUAUGUAAACUGAGGAAAGUUGGACCUAAGAAUAAAAGCAAGGAAAAGAAAAAAACACACAGAAAAGUAACAUAUCUCGUUUUAACUGUCAUAACUGUUUACAUUUUAUGUUGGCUACCAUAUUGGAGUGCUCAGCUGUGGUUAACUUUCAUUCCUCCGGAUUCAGGUCAGAAUACGUUCACGUUUACGAUGAUGCUCCUGACGCAGUGCUUGUCGUACGCCAACUCGGCCGUUAAUCCCAUUCUUUACGCUUUUUUAAGUGAUAACUUUAAGAAGAGCUUCGCAAAGGCAUUUACUUGCGCUUCUCGCCGCGAAGUAAACGCUCAACUUCACGUGGAAAACAGUGUUUUUCCUAAAACCAAAAGUGGUUCCAGUCGCCAAGGGGAGAGAAAAAGUGACACCCCUCGUGUUCUCAAAGUUGACCGACACGAAAUGGAACAAUCAACGGGAAUUACGGUUAUGAAAAGUGAAAAAGAUGUUUCUGGGUUAAAAAAUGGUUUUAAUGUUGCUGCGGAAACAACUCAAGCUACUCAAGUUUAAAUUUUGCUUAUAACGAACUUAAGGGAAAGUCACAAAAUCCAGUUUGCUGUUUCGUUUUUUUUUUCCUUUUUUUUCUUCUUAUUUUUCUUAACUUUACAAAAAACUGCACAGGUGCAUCUUUAUGGAGCUCUAAUUUUCCAAUUAUUUUUUUUUAA